UGCGGAGCUGCGAGAGCAGCGAGAGCAGGAGAAGCGCGGAUAUCUCGUCCACCAUGUGAAAGAGGAGCGCCCGACGCCCCACUCCGAGGCUCCUUCCCCCCUGGUCAGAAGCUGGACUAGAUGAACCCCUUAUCCAAUCCUCUGAGGCUUCUAUUUCAUAUUAAGCUGCUCCCCAGAAAGUGUUGAGUAUUAGUAAUGCUGUGGCUACAAACCAACUUUCUUAGAAGUCCCAGCUAAGUUAUUCUGAGUAAUCAUGUAUGCAUGAGAUAUCUCAGUUAAAAGGUGGACCUUAAUGACCCUCUAAGCACACUGAUGAAAUGGAGCCUGGAACAAAUUCUUUCAGAGUGGAGUUCCCUGACUUCUGUAGCACCGUUUUGCAGAAGCUGAACCAGCAACGCCAGCAAGGGCAGCUCUGUGAUGUUUCUAUUGUUGUUCAGGGACAUUUGUUCCGAGCCCACAAAGCUGUCUUGGCAGCCAGCUCCCCUUACUUCUGCGACCAAGUGCUCUUGAAAAACAGUCGACGGAUUGUUCUGCCUGACGUCAUGAACCCCAGAGUGUUUGAGAACAUCCUUCUGUCAACUUACACUGGGCGUCUGGUGAUGCCUGCGCCAGAGAUUGUCAGCUACCUCACAGCGGCAAGUUUUCUUCAGAUGUGGCACGUGGUAGACAAAUGCACUGAGGUGCUGGAAGGAAACCCUUCCGUUCUUUGUCAAAAGUUGAAUCGUGCCAGUGACCACCAGUCCCCCAGCAGCAGUAACUACAAUGGCCUGGUGGAGAGCUUUGAGAUAGGGUCUGUGGGGCAGGCAGACUUCCACAAAGUGCAGGAUGGUGAAAAUGAAGAGGAAAGCUCGAAAGAUGAACUGCUGUCUCAACUCACAGAACAUGAGUAUCUCCCCAGCAAUUCUUCAACGGAACAUGACCGUCUGAGCACAGGGAUGACAAGCCAGGAUGGAGAGGAAGGAGCAAGCGACAGUGCUGAGUAUCAGUACGCCAGGCCCCUUUACAGCAAACCGAGCAUCAUGUCUCACAAGCGGUGGAUCCAUGUGAAGACAGAGAGGUUUGUGCAGGACUGCGAAGGGGUGGAGGUGCAUGGCCCUUACGAUGAGCAGCAGGUGUCUGAAUCCAUGAAUGCCAUUCAGGUGAGCCACUCUGUCCCGACGUCUGGCCCCGAAGACCUUCGUGUCAAUGAAAAAAAGAUGGAGACAGAGUUUGGUGAGCAAGCCAAUGAAAGCAAUUACGAUGAGCAAGUGGACUUCUACGGCUCUUCCAUGGAAGAGUUUUCUGGGGAAAGGGCCGAUGGGACACUCAGCCUUCAGAGACAGGACGCUGGGGUUGCUGCAGGUUAUGGAGAUAGCAUGGACGUUCCCUCAGGGAUCAAGGAAGAAAAUGCCCUGUCUGGGUUCUCCACAGCUGACAAACUUUACCCCUGCCAGUGUGGCAAAAGCUUUACCCACAAAAGCCAAAGGGACCGCCACAUGGGCAUGCACCUCGGCCUGCGGCCUUACGGUUGUGGCGUGUGUGGUAAGAAGUUCAAAAUGAAGCACCACCUUGUUGGCCACAUGAAAAUUCACACGGGCAUCAAGCCUUAUGAGUGCAACAUUUGCGGGAAAAGGUUCAUGUGGAGGGACAGUUUUCAUCGGCAUGUAACGUCUUGUACAAAGUCAUACCAAGCCUGUAAGGUGGAGCAGAACACUACUGAGAUGAAUUGAAAACAGGUGCCAGGCAGUGGGGUGGGGAGAGUGUAUGGGAAGGGAAAAGGCAGAGAGAACCAGAUUACAUAACUGCAUCAUAGAGUAACAGAGGAAUGUAUAUGUUGCACAGAGUGUGCCAUGUACUACGCUGCUGAGAUUCUGAAUGGUGGUUUUUUUUAAAAAAAAUCCUAUAGCACAAGUGGGAUCACCUGUGGAGGCAAGCAGGGAAUUCUGCCCAGGCUACAAGUAAGGAGGCAAGUUUGAGUGGCGGUACUUUAGUGUAAUUAUAAUUAUUGCUAUUUAUUAUUCUUUGUGUUUUGGUAGCACUUGAGGAGAGGGGUUCCCUCUCGUCUCAUUAGUGUUCUCUGCUCUCAGUGAGUCUGCAUAUAGAUAGCUGCACAUCCUGAGCGCCUUGGUUGGAUGACUGUAGUCCCAUGUUCAGAAGUCCUUGUGAUUUUGUUCAGCCAAAUAGAUAUAUGAGCAGUUACCUUUUUUGAACCAAAGGGGCAAUUAUAGAUACUUUAACACAAGUUGCUAGACAACUUUCAGGGGCCGACAGCUUUAACAAGCGGCUGCUUUUUUAAUCAGUCAAGCUUUGAGUUCCAUUGACUGGCUCUGUUUAUCUUGGCAGAGUGAUUCUGCGUCAUGCUUAUUUUUUAAUUCUUUUGUAAAGCAGUUGGCUAUUUUGUGAUGGACACUUUAUAUAGAGACAGAUUAAACUAUAACCUCAUCUCUCUCCAACUCCUCAACCCCUCUCCCUCUUGUGCCUCAUAUAGCUAGCCAGUCUGCACUUUUGGCUGCCACAAUAGUGAGUAUCAUGUUUGCUCCCCAGUUGGAGAUUAAAAUGCUCUUUUUCUGGCACUUGAGAUUCCUGGCAGACAUUUGUCCAGUUUUCAUUUUUUUCUGUUUUGGGGUAUUUGCUUUGGGAAGUGUUGGUUAGGUACCAGGACUUCAGAGAACAAAAUCCAAUGUACUGAAUUCUGUGUCACGGUUUGCAAUGAACACUUUUGGUACUGAUCUCCUCACUUAACUCAGGUGGGGAGCCAUGAGGGACUGAGGCUGGGGAAACAGCUCUAAAGGAACUUACUCUGCAUCACUCUCUAAGGAAGCUGCUUGAUGAUUAAGAAUCAAAGAAUGGCUACUGCUGGAUGCUCCCCAACGGUGCUGUGCAGACAUCUCCAAACCUGAAAGCAGCUUAUGGAUUUCUGAACAUGAUUCUUAUCCUCUGUGAAGGAAGAAUUUUUAAACACUGGAUACCUUUUUUUGUAACCACAAGUAGUUUUAAAUUUUUAAAACUAGAACUGCUGUUAUAUUCCUUCCUUCUCACUCAUUUCGUCACCCCAACUACAGGGUGAAUGCACAAGAUGGAAGAAACUUGGAACGGUCAAAGCAUUUGUGCUGCUGUUUGAUAGUAAUUGGGGUGCAGAAAUCCCCCAUAUUUGCUGUGGACAGAGGUUGUCAUAUAUGUUGAUUGGCAAAUGAGGUGUUUCCUUAACAGAAUACUCUGCCAGUGCCAAGGAGGCUUGCUAGUGCCAAGGCAUGUCAUUCCGCCCCCCAAACUUCAGCCUGAAUAGAAAAAGAGGUGGGGAGAUUGGUGGACCUUGUGCAUAUUCACAUAGGCAAACAUUUCUGGGGUUAUUACCCUCUUCCCUUAACUACAGAGUUUAAACAAACUUUUCAUGUGAUAAGCUGGGCCUGGAAUAUGAGUGUCUGGCACAAAUAUGGGUUUGGUUGUUUGGUAAGGUUGUAGUGCUGCAACUUCUCCUUUGGUGGAACUAUUUAAUGGCUUUUACUUACAAAAAACAUGUUAAAAGCUUUUCUAAAUCAACACAAGAUCAAUUUUUGAUAUAUCUUUCCCCCCCUCAGUCAUCGGCAAUCCAUUUAUGAUAUUGUUGUUGUUGGCACAUGCAACAAGAAAUACCAUAAUCUGCUGUUUUCCCUGCUUAGAUGAGCUCAGCAGCUCACCAGGGCGGAAAUGGCUGUCACUAACUUGAACCCUACCAAACAAGUUAGCCCAACAGGGAUCUUCUUGCUAACACUGUAACCUGCUAAAUGUAUAGAAGCACUUUGUAUUUAAAAACAAAACAAAAACCAUUUAUAAAUUUUUUUUUAGAACUUCCAAGAUAGAUAUAUAUAUUCCCUCUGGUUUGUUUUCUUAUUCAUGUUGUCCGUUCAAUUUUUUCCUUGUCUUCAAUCUUGAAAUUUUAUAUUGAUAAGAAGCUUUUGGUUUAUAUGAGCACAGGGUCUGGGGUUUGUGUAAGAAGAACUGAUCCUAAGGGUCUGCUUUUAGUUUUGUCUUCUUU
This is a messenger RNA of Podarcis raffonei (Aeolian wall lizard), 3994 nucleotides long. RefSeq names its product zinc finger and BTB domain containing 43 (gene ZBTB43). Gene Ontology annotation, molecular function: RNA polymerase II cis-regulatory region sequence-specific DNA binding; protein binding; DNA-binding transcription factor activity, RNA polymerase II-specific. The record is from RefSeq and is a predicted model, not a curated record. NCBI's taxonomy places the organism in Eukaryota, Metazoa, Chordata, Lepidosauria, Squamata, Lacertidae. Bases 318 to 1709 code for a protein of 463 amino acids. The transcript is spliced from 3 exons. Gene Ontology annotation, biological process: regulation of transcription by RNA polymerase II.